Molecule: messenger RNA, 918 nt
Organism: Penicillium angulare
Lineage: Eukaryota; Fungi; Ascomycota; Eurotiomycetes; Eurotiales; Aspergillaceae
Product: putative mitochondrial phosphate transporter Pic2
Exons: 4
Coding region: 1-918 (305 amino acids)
Biological process (GO): mitochondrial phosphate ion transmembrane transport
Cellular component (GO): mitochondrial inner membrane
Molecular function (GO): phosphate transmembrane transporter activity
Source: RefSeq, a predicted model, not a curated record
AUGGCCCAACAAGAACGCAAGCUUCCCUUUGGGAAGAUCGAGCCCAACUCCGCCAAGUACUUCUACAGCUGCGCUUUGGGUGGUAUCACCGGGCCCACCCACACCGCAGUCACACCUUUAGAUCUCGUCAAGUGCCGUCGCCAAGUCGAUCCAAAGAUCUACACCUCGAACAUACAGGCAUGGCGCAGCAUCUUCGCUAAGGAGGGCCUGCGCGGCGUGUUGUUCGGCUGGUCGCCGACCUUCAUAGGAUACUCGAUGCAGGGUGCCGGAAAGUACGGUCUCUAUGAGUACUUCAAAUAUCUUUAUGGCGAUCAGUUGUUCCCAGAAAGCAAUCGUACCCUCGUCUUCCUGGGAGCUAGUGCUUCGGCUGAGUUCUUCGCCGACAUGGCUCUCUGCCCGAUGGAGGCCAUCAAGGUCCGCAUGCAGACCACCUUACCACCAUAUGCCAACAACCUACGCGAGGGCUGGAGUCGCAUUGUUGCGAAGGAGGGCUUUUCCGGCCUUUACAAGGGCUUGUAUCCGCUUUGGGCGCGUCAGAUCCCUUACACCAUGACCAAGUUCGCGACUUUUGAGGAGACUGUCAAGAUGAUCUACCAGACCAUGGGUAAGCCUAAGGAGGAGUAUAGCCAGUUGACUCAAACUGGUGUCAGUUUCGCGGGUGGCUAUAUCGCUGGUAUAUUCUGUGCGAUUGUUAGUCACCCAGCUGAUGUUAUGGUGAGCAAGUUGAAUGCCGAUCGGAAAGCUGGCGAGGGUGCCAUGACUGCCGUAUCUAGGAUUUAUGGCAACAUUGGAUUCUCUGGGUUGUGGAAUGGAUUGCCCGUCCGUAUUGUGAUGCUGGGCACAUUGACAGGAUUCCAAUGGUUGAUUUAUGACUCAUUCAAGGUGUUCCUGGGCCUGCCCACCACUGGUGGACACUAA